Cornus florida is the source of this 1275-nucleotide messenger RNA. RefSeq lists its product as uncharacterized. NCBI's taxonomy places the organism in Eukaryota, Viridiplantae, Streptophyta, Magnoliopsida, Cornales, Cornaceae. The coding region runs from base 206 to 745 and encodes 179 amino acids. The record is from RefSeq and is a predicted model, not a curated record. The transcript is spliced from 2 exons.
UCAUCCUCCUAAUCCUCUCUGUACUCUUGCUGGCAACAAGUGUCUCCUCCUACUUCGACCUCCCUCUUCUUCCCUUCCCUCCGCCUCUCUCUCCUUCAAUUCUUGAAAACCCUAACCCUAAUUUUCUCUCUCUAAACAUAUACAUACAGUCGCCUCUCAACCCACAAUUUUCACUCCUCCUAUGCUCUAACACAAACAACCCAACAUGAUUGUUCAAGUCCUCAUAUUCUCUAUUGUUUCAAUUUCGACCCAUUUCUUGGCUUCGGCUUCUGAAGCAUUAUCGAUAUAUGAAGUUCUUCGGUCUCAUGGAUUGCCCAUGGGUUUGUUACCCAAGGGUGUGAAAGAAUUUCGCUACGACGACUCUGGUAGUUUCGAGGUUUAUUUAGAUCAAGCUUGUAAUGCUAAGUUUGAGAAUGAAUUACACUAUGAUCGGAAUGUUUCGGGCACUAUCACCUACGGCCAGAUCGCUGGUUUGUCUGGCAUAUCGGCCCAAGAUUUGUUUCUUUGGUUCCCUGUGAAGGGAAUUCGGGUUGAUGUACCGAGCUCGGGCUUGAUUUACUUUGAUGUUGGUGUUGUCUUCAAGCAAUUUUCGAUAUCGCUAUUCGAAUCGCCGCGUGAUUGUAUGGCUGUUCAGCCGCCUGAUAUUCAAGAUGGAAGCGCCAUUGUGGAAACUCUGUCUAAGAGUCUAUCUGGCAAGCUUAGAUAUCAUCUUGAUCAGCAAGAUUUUGUGAGGGCUGUUUUGUAGAUUCUGCAUGAUGAAUGGAUUUGAAGAAUAGCUCAAUCAAACCAAGGGUUUUCACUUCGCUGAGUGUACAUUUCUUGAGAGAGUCUGUUUAGCAAAUCCUAUGCUUCAUUUCGGUGUGCUUGCUUGGGGUUUUUGUAUAGUGCAGAGUGCAAACUAGUGUUGCUAGCUCCUGUCUAUGCGAGAAUCGAUGGUGAAUCUGUUUGAGGUACAGGUUAGCAGAAAAACAGUAUGAAAUUCAUUGUUCUCUCAUAUACAGAAAAUAGAAUGUGACAGGAGCAUCAUUUCAGUGGUUUGAUAUGAUAAAUCUGCCAAAAGUUUCUUUUAUAUGUUAAAUUCGUUGUCAAUAUAAGCAUAACAAUGGUUUCUCAAUCGAGUUUCCUUUUGCAGUGUAAUUGUUAGUGGUUGAGUUAUACAUACUUGCACAAUAGAAGAAUAAGAAAUAAGCUAGCUUUUUUUAUUAUUAUUAUUAUUUUAUCUACAUUUGUUCUCAUGUUUUGGGAAUUAAACUUUACUGCAGUUGCCUUUGCUCA